Molecule: messenger RNA, 904 nt
Organism: Lactuca virosa
Lineage: Eukaryota; Viridiplantae; Streptophyta; Magnoliopsida; Asterales; Asteraceae
Source: the annotation of a GenBank genome assembly
GACUUUGCCUUUAACAGAUAUGUGUAAGCUUGUUGGGCUUGAAAUAGCCAGUGGAGGCAUGAAACAAUUAUGGAAGGGACGAAAGAUUCUACCGAACUUGAAAUUUAUCCACCUCGAAGGCAUGGACAAGCUCACAUCAUUUCCAGAUGUCUCUGAGUCUCCGAAUAUCGAGAGGUUAAUUUUGUCAGGUUGUAGGAGUUUAGUGGAGGUUCAUGAGUCUCUUGGAUCUCAUAGACGGCUGGUCUACCUGGACAUGAAUGGUUGCAGUCAGCUCAAGUGUCUACCAUCCAGGCUUGAAAUGGAAUCCUUGGAAACUCUAAUUCUCUAUCAUUGCAAGAGUCUUGAAAGAUUCCCAGAAGUCUCCCCAUGCAUGGUUAAACUAUCACAAUUAGAUCUUUCUUUUUGCCCUACAAUAAAGGAACUUCCAUCAUCAAUCAUAAAUUUGUCUAGCCUAAGCUUCUUGAAUCUCGAAUACUGUUCAAAUCUUGAGAACAUACCAAACUCUAUAUGUGAGUUAAAGUAUCUUAAAUGCCUUCACCUUCACAACUGCAAGAAACUGAGAAGUUUUCCAAAGGAGCUUGGAAGCAUGAAAAUGUUAGAAGAGCUUUGGCUAGGAUUUAGACAAAUUGAAGAGAAAAGUUUCCCCCAAAAUCUUGAUGCAUUGUCCUCCUUGGAAGAAUUAUAUUUAAGUGGCAACUCUCAGUUAGUCGAGUUACCUUCAAGCAUCUGCCAUCUUUCUCGUCUUAAAUGCCUAGAAGUGAAUGAAUGCUCCCGACUUCAACGACUAUGUGGGCUUCCAUCAAGCAUACAAGUAAUGAAAGCAAAUAAUUGUAUCUCACUGGAAAAGAUUGGAGAUCUAUCAAAAGAGUGCGACUGGUUGUAUAAAGAUAUGGCUGAGUUAUAA